AACAGUUUGAACCGAUGAGUCACUGACUGAUCCUCCUAAUGGAACAGAUUAAUCCGACCAUUCAACCAAAACAUUAUGUCAUCACCGAUCACAGAAGGAUUAAAGUCAACAAAGGUGGCAGAGAUGCAGUCACAGCGCAACAAAUCACCCCUGACAAAAAAAAAGAAAAAGAACAAACCAAGAGAGCGUGUUUGAAAAGCGAAACGAGAGAGUGGCUGGUGCAGAGGUGCAGCGUAGCUGAUGCUUGCUGCUGUCCAGCACCGGAAGAGAGAAAGGAGGAGGAAAAUGCAGAAGAUAGGUGGCAGUAGAGUCACUCCAUGCUGUCAGAACACAACAGAGAGAAGGGCGGUGAGGAGAAGAACUGUAAGGAGAACAAAGCAAGAGAAGAGAAGGCAGCGUUACAGCUGCCACAGGCCAAUUAGCAGUCCUUUGAAUCAGAUGAAUGAAACAAAGGAGGUCACUGCAGCAAGAUGGCGGUAGUGAGACAUCUCAAAGGCCAACUGUCAGUACAGGCAACUGUAUUUAAACAGUAAAUAAUACACACUAAGGUCAGUUGUACACAUCAAGAAAGAUCACAAAGGCAAAUGACAUAUACAGUGAGACAACAUUUGAAAUUCUAACCGCCAUAAAAACCACAACCACUCCCCCUGACAUGGUGCAGAGGACAGAGGCAGUGCAGCACCAGCAUGGAUCACAGGUGCCAUAAAGCACGAAAGAAAAAAAAAAAAAAGAACAUAUCAUGAUUAAAGAACAUAAAGAACAUCAACCCCAACAUGCCGAGGGACUCCCGUUCAUCAGUUAACCGUUGCACUGGGAGAGUACUACAAAGCUGAAGAGUUUUUUUCAGGCUGGAAAAAUCGGGACCAACCAUGGAUCUUGAUUUGGAUUUGGAAACUAUUAUCCAGAGUAUUCUGGCUGUUGACUACGUGGGAUUCCAUGAGAUCCUGGAGGAAUCACCCGAGCAGCUCCCCCUCUCUGCUGCCCCCCCUCAGUCAGCGGAGAGCGUGAGCAGCGCCAGUCAGCUGCCAACUGACGCCACCGACCAACAGUCUGCGGCCACUCUGUGUCAACCGUCGCUGCACGGUCACGCCGCCCUGCUGACGGAGGAUCAGCAAAAUGUCCAGGUGGUUGACCACGGCCAGGAAAUGUGUUUGAACAAAGAUGUUGAUUCGUCAGAGCAGCCUAUGGAUCAAGAGGAUGAGUUGACGCUCAUCACUCAAAGGAUGCUGAGGGGAGAGAUUCCCGACAUUGAUUCGGAGGUGAUUCGUAACAUCUUGGAAGAGUCUCCCAACCCUCUUCCUCCUCCUCCUCCUCCUCCUCCUCUCAUUCCCCAAUCAGGUUUCCAUCAACCGCAAACUGCUGGAGCUGCCGAGGAACAGGCUGUUCCCACCCUGUGCCAACAACCCCUGCAUGGUCAAACCAUCGUACUGUCAGAGGGUCGACAAAAUGACCUGCAGGGCCACGGCAAGCAGGAACAAGCUCUGGUUACAGCAGAUCAGAUGGUGCACAGACUGGGGCCCGGUGUCGGAGGGUUAGUGCAGUCGGUGGACCCCAACGACGAGCUGGUGCUCACUAUCCAGAGGAUACUGAGGGGGGAGAUUCCAGAUGUUGAUUCUGAAGAGAUCUGGAAAAUUCUGGAGGAAUCGCCCAACUCCAGUGCCCCAGCUGUUCCUGCCGAGACAAGGUCCAACAGCCAACCUCAGGCAGUGGACCCAGUGGGAAGUGGGCGACGCCCCCUGGGGGCAGCGUUACACAGCCUCCAGCAACCCGCUGCUGCUGAACAGGCUGCUCCGGCUUUGUGCCGACAACUGCCUCACAGUCACACUGUGGUGCUGUCGGGGGGGCAACAAAAUGACCAGGCAGGUGAUCACAGCCAAGGACAGGAUCUGGCUCCAUCAAGGCCAAGUGUGAGCAGACCAGGCAAGGGGUCGGAAGCAUCAGCAUCAGGAGCACCGCAGGAGCAUCCUGAGGACGAGUUGGUGCUCAUCACUCAGAAGAUGUUCAGAGAAGACAUGCCACAUAUCGACUUUGACGUGCUGCGACAACUUUUGGAGGAGUCCCCCAACCCUCUGCUCCCUCCUCCCGCCCCUGUUUUCGUCGGCCAACCUCGAUCAGCACAGAGUGUCAGCAGCAGCUCCGCCUCACUGACUGCUGACACGCUGUUUGCGGCCGAACCAGCGACCCCUGCUGUAUACCCAGUGCCACUGCACAAUCCAACUUUAGCGAUGGCAGAGGGCCAUUACAAUGAGCUGAUGAGUGACGACAGCCAGAGCCAGGACCAUGUUGACAGCAGUGUGGGGACGGAGACGGACUCAUCGGCAGAGACGUCAGAACAAGAGGACGAGUUGACGCUCAUCACCCAGAGGAUGUUGAGAGGAGAAAUCCUGGACAUCGAUUCUGAGGAGAUUCGUAAUAUCUUGGGGGAGUCACCUGACCCUCUCACUGCUGCGUCAGGGUUCAAAGUCCCAGCUCUGGGCGUGGGCUGCACCCCCAUGACCGCUGCCCCUCACGGCUUCCAGCAACCAAUGACUGUAGCUGGGGGACGGAUGGCCCCCCCGCUGUGUCAUCAACCACCGCACAGUCAAACUGUAGUGCUGUCGGGGGGGCACCAAAAUGGCCACGGUGCCACUCACAGCCACAGACAGUAUCUGUCAAAUCAAUGUCCUGUGUACAACAGCCUGGGAGGAGCGGGUGGCAGCCUCAGCCCCGCAUACCUGCAAAAUCAGAGUCAGCGUCUGGUUUUUACUCCUCUGGCGGCAGCAGGCAAUGAUGCAUCUACCUCAUUCAUGUCAUUGAAGCUGCCUCAGGGCGUCCUCAACAUGCCCGCAGUCGGUGUAGUGAAUGGAGAGGUGGUGUACGAAGUUCCCCCAGAUGUAACUCUGAGUUACGUUAACCUUGGUCCCGCAGCACAGAACAGCGCCUUACCAAAUAAGAAAAGACGUGAGUGUAAGGGCCUGGACGAGCAGCCGUACGUUAAGAAGCCUCCUAACGCCUUCAUGCUGUUCAUGAGAGAACACAGGGCGAAAGUUGCUGCUGAACACAGCGCAGCGGCCAAUGCUGUCCUGGGGCUGAUGUGGAAAUCUUUGUCCAAAGACGAGCAAAAGAAAUACAGAGACGAGGCGGACCAGGAGAGGAUAAAACACAUUUUACAGUUUCCUCAGUGGUCGUGUAAAGACAACUAUGGUAAAAAGAGAAGAAGAAUCAGAAAGAAGUCUCCGAACAUAACUCUGGCAACACUUUCAGACCCUGAUGUGACACAGACUGUGGUUCUGGAGACGUCUGCCUCUCAGGACUACAGUGACUGCGAAUGAUACAUGUACGAAAAGUUGGGUUUGUUUUUACUUUUUCCAAUGAAUCAAUGAUCACUGAAAAAGUAAGACAAUGUCCCCGCUCUGUUGAUGUUGUCAUCCAGAAACGUCAACAAGAACUACAAGAAGAAAAGACUGUGACGUAACUUCACAGAUGCUAGCUGCUAUAAUACACCAAGUGCUGCAAUAUCAAAGGAACAAUACUCCACUACUGCUUCUGCAACGUCUGUGACGUUGAUGGACAGUCGUCAUAAACUGGAAAUAUUAAAAAAAAAAGAAAGAAAAAAGAAAAAAAAAAGAAAGUAAGGAAUUCUACUGACAACUGAAACUCAGAGGUCAUUUAUUUCAAAAUUCAUUAUAUCUGCAAUUUCGUGUCAUUUGUAGGUAAUGAGUGCAAUACGUUCAAUUUGAUUGAAAGACAGAAAAUAGGAAUAGAAACAGAAAUAGGAUCAAUAAGGUGAAAUACUUAGUACUGUAAUAUAUAGGCCCAAAAGAGGAGGAGUAGAGAGUACUUCAUUCUGGUGUACUUCCACUGUAGACUUAGUGAACUGGUUCAACUGACUGUGAUUGGCUGUCGGGUCACGUGACAGACUCUCAUAUGAGUAUAGGUGUGAAUGGUUGUGUUGUUGUUGUGUGUCCACCCAUGUCCAGGGUCCAACACUGAUGUCAUGGCUGGGAUUGGCUCUUUAACACAAUAGUCAUUUAAAGAUGAAUGAAUAAAUGGCUUCCAACAC
This is a messenger RNA of Cynoglossus semilaevis (tongue sole), 4042 nucleotides long. RefSeq lists its product as uncharacterized. Lineage: Eukaryota; Metazoa; Chordata; Actinopteri; Pleuronectiformes; Cynoglossidae. Gene Ontology annotation, biological process: regulation of transcription by RNA polymerase II; canonical Wnt signaling pathway. Gene Ontology annotation, cellular component: chromatin; beta-catenin-TCF complex. The transcript has 13 exons. Gene Ontology annotation, molecular function: RNA polymerase II cis-regulatory region sequence-specific DNA binding; DNA-binding transcription factor activity, RNA polymerase II-specific. The record is from RefSeq and is a predicted model, not a curated record. Bases 870 to 3311 code for a protein of 813 amino acids.